Molecule: messenger RNA, 930 nt
Organism: Ostreococcus lucimarinus CCE9901
Lineage: Eukaryota; Viridiplantae; Chlorophyta; Mamiellophyceae; Mamiellales; Bathycoccaceae
Exons: 1
Coding region: 1-930 (309 amino acids)
Source: RefSeq, a predicted model, not a curated record
AUGGCGUCGUCCGAGCGCGCGCUCGCGACGCCGUCCUGGCGCGCGGUGUCGCGCGCGGUGGCGGCGCGCGCGAUGUGGUACGCGCUCGACGCGCCGUGCGCGUGGAGCUUGGGCGCGGAGGACGCGCGCGCGGCGCGAUGGGACGAAGACGAAGCGACGACGUCGCGGAUGGUUGACGAGGACGACCUCGACGACGACGGCGCGCUGCUGCGCCUGCGCGAGGCGCGCGCGACGAAGCUGACGCACGUUCGAGGGUCGUUCGACGCGCACUUGGUGGACGUGCGGGAUUGGUUGGCGCGGUUCGGCGCGCCUCGCUCGGUGGCGCGGGCCGGCCUCGGCCACGCGGCGUACGGGAGCGAGUUGUUUCCGUGCGCGGUGGCGUCGUUCGGCGCGCAUCGCUCGAUGUUUCGCGCGGUUUGUGGGCGCGCGAGCGAGCGGUUGAUGUUUCUGUACGCGACGUGCAGUCAGAGAAAGUUUUAUCGAUGGGCGUUGACGCGCGCGGGGGCGUUCGAUCGAGAGACGGCGGCGGUGAAUUUUUACACGGGAGAAACGACGCGCGCGUUGUCGGGAUUCGAGAUUGCGAGUCUGGCGUUGAUACACGCGGCGGAUAUUUUGAGCGUGCAGACGCCGGGGAGGGCGGUGAACACGGCGACGGCGUUCGCGAUGUGUUUGGUGGCGAGCGCGGCGGCGACGUUUCGCGAAGAGACGCGAGACGGAGACGCGGACGCGAGUCUCGUCGAUUUCGCCGACGCGCUCGAAAACGACGUCUUGGACGAUAUCUUAAAAGCCAUGGUCGCCACGUCCGAGCGGAAAAGCAAAAGCGCGUGGCGAGAGUUGCGCGAAGAGGCGAUGGCGCGAGCGCGCCAUCGCUUGCGCCGAACGCGAAUCGACGCCGUCAUGGUGAUGCGAGCCACGGGCGUUUUGAAUUAG